Molecule: messenger RNA, 2082 nt
Organism: Malassezia restricta
Lineage: Eukaryota; Fungi; Basidiomycota; Malasseziomycetes; Malasseziales; Malasseziaceae
Product: conserved oligomeric golgi complex subunit 3
Exons: 1
Coding region: 1-2082 (693 amino acids)
Biological process (GO): Golgi organization; intracellular protein transport; intra-Golgi vesicle-mediated transport
Cellular component (GO): cis-Golgi network; COG complex; membrane
Source: RefSeq, a predicted model, not a curated record
AUGGCAUCCAAGGCAGCGUCGCACUCUUUGGAGGAGUGGUUCUCAGAUUAUGCGCCGCUGACAGAUGCUCAAAGACUUUCAGUGAGCGAGCUAAGUGCGUUCAUCUCUGAUGACGCUGAAUCGUUCGCAGCGAACACGAUUGCCCGCGACGACGCGGACUUGGAGCCAGAUAGCACGCCCCAAUCAAGCUUGUUCUGUUGGAUGGCUUCCAAAGCACGGGGUAGAGAGCUGGCAUCUCGCACAAACUAUGAGCCUAUGAUAGAAGCAUUGCGCACGAGUAUGAAGGAAGUGGGGGCUUUAAUGGAUGGUGUGUGCAAGGCACAAGAUUGCAUGUCGCAGCUGCGUACUGGUCUGACCUACGUGCAAGAUAACUCGUCAGAGCUUAUGAAACACGCAAGCACAAUGGUACAGGAACAAACCAAUCUAGAGCAUUUGCAUGAGCAGAUCAUGCAGCGCCUACAGAACUUUUCCGUCCUGUCGCAAACUGCACCGAUGCUGUCUGACACAGCCGACAUCCAGUCGCCAGAAUUUUUUGGCGCAGUAGAGCACCUUUGCCUUGCUUUACAGUCUAUGGAUGCGCACAUGAAUUAUAAAGAUGCACAUGUAUACCGUAUCCGCAUUGAAAACGCAUUCGUGCGUGCUAUGACACUCGUGAAACUGGCUUUCCAACGAGCAGGCACCAAGCUCGUGCAAGAUGCGCCCUUGGACGAAAUUGAUGCGAGGGAUCCUUCGUCUCAUGAUGUUCAGCGCGUGAUGUAUGCCUCGUUUCAUGUAUUGCACGAAAAGUUCCAUGUGCACCUUGAGACACUGGCCCAGCAGGCACCGUCCAGUGAGGAUGUACGUGAGAUGCAGCGUGAAUAUGAUCAAUUGUGGAUGCAGUGGCGCGUAUCUCUGGUACAAGAGUAUUUUUCCCGGACUCUGAAACAACUGCAGGAUGUCGAUCCUCUACCGCAACGACUCGAAAGCGCCGUGGAUGUGGCUCAAGCAUUGUAUGUGUAUGAAAAGAAGUUGUACUUGUACGUAUUUUCUCGAAAAGCGACCGAGGCUGUGUCACAUAUCAUGGAAAAUACGGGCGACCAGCUUGCAAGAUGGUUGUCUUCUCGUAUAAAUGCUUCAGCGACCAUGGAUGAGCUCAUGCAUCUGUGCACUACCACUAGCAAGUACCCAGAUUCGGCUUGGUGGGAACCAGUAGUGCGAGACUUGAGUGUGCGGCUGGAAAAAUGUGCUCUUCUACAGAUCAAGGACAAAGUUGCAGCAUUUAAACCAUCUGCUGAUGACUUGGACUAUCGAGCACGUCUUAGCUUCGAGGAUCAGAACCAGCGCGAUACCUGGUAUGCUCCCGUGCAGAUGGUCUACGAUAUGUUGCAUCUACUUCACGCACACAUGUCGCCAAAAAAUUUCAUACAUGUGUCUCUCCGAGCUAUUGAAGUUUCUGAAGUCAAGGUACAAGAAGCAUCGCACAGCAUGCAGGACGGAAAGUUUGGAGGAGAUGAUGGUGAUGUAUUGGAUGCUCUGCUGUUCGCAUGGCGGCAUUUUUCUGUGCUCCGUGAGCUUCUGUCUUUAGCAGAAAAACGGUGCGAAUCUAAGACGACCUUUUCAACGGGUUUGUCAUUAGCGAUGCAAUCGGUCUGGACAGUGGCAAGCGUAGCUACGGUCUCAAGCGACUUUGACGCUCUGCGUGAUAAGUGCACGCAUCUGGACAUGUUGAUGGAGCGUACUGUGCAAGAUGCCGGCACUUUUUUGUGUGCUAGUCUGACACUGCCGCUCCAGAUUUACGAGCAGCAAACAGCCAAGUCGCCAAGCAAGGCUCUUGCUGCGUGGCACACGUUCCAGCAGAGUCUGGAUGUGAAUCUAGACCUAGGCAAAGGCAAAAUUCAUGCUUAUGUGCCUGUAAAUGAUCUUUCUACGCUCAUACAAGCGACUUUGACACCAUUGCAUACUGCAUAUAAUGCUUUCAUUACGGGCCUACCGCUACUAUCGGGCAGUGAUCCAGACGAUGUAGCCGCUGCGCAGCAGUUGCGUUCGCUGCCAACGGCAGACAAGUUGCAGGCUCAGCUUGCGCAGCGCUUCAAGUCUUUGUAG